AUGGCAGCACUCGACGCCACAGUUGUCCCUCUCACACCUUCUACGCUCGCAUCACUCUCACCUUCAUCAAAAGCAUGCAUCGAACGGUUGCACUCACAUCGCGCAGAGGAAGUCGACCUCUCAGGGCAGGCGCGUUUGGCAGCAGUGCUCGUGUUACUGUAUGAAAAGGCGGACGAGCUGCGCGUGCUCCUUACGACGCGCUCAAAGACGUUGCGCGCACACCCGGGAGAGACCGCGCUUCCGGGCGGGAAAGUGGACGAAAAUGAUGCAAACGCUGUAGCGACUGCCUUUCGCGAGGCAAACGAGGAAGUUGGGUUGCCUUUGAAUUGUCCCUCGAUACACACUGUAUGCGUCAUGCGACCGUUUCUGUCCAACCGAAAGGUCGUUGUUUCGCCCAUCGUUGCCCUUCUAACGGACCUGUCGGUGCUCGAUGGACUGAAGGCGAACGAGGGAGAGGUAGACCACAUCUUCGACCAUCCACUCCGCGCGCUUCUGGAUCCCGCCCUUGUGGGCAAAGAGAAGAUGUCGAAGAAAGGAUCUGCGGACUGGCCGUAUGAGGCUGAGUUUCACAGCUCGGAAGACAGGCGGCUAGUGUUUCUUGAGAAUGCCAUCUAUCGGAUGCAUCGAUUCCGAAGCGGCGCAUCACCUGUUAAAGGCCUCACGGCAGAAAUAUUGAUGACCGUUGCGGAGAUCGCAUAUGGCGAGCAUUUCACAUUCGAACGAUAUGCCCCGGAGCAACUUACCAGCUUCAAUGCAGUAUUACGGCUCCUGGAUGCUGUCAAUUCUGCAGAAGUCGCUGCAUCUGGUACGUCGACGCCUAUAGGAGUAGCGUCUGGCAUGUCGCACGCGACAGCGUAG
Molecule: messenger RNA, 858 nt
Organism: Fibroporia radiculosa
Lineage: Eukaryota; Fungi; Basidiomycota; Agaricomycetes; Polyporales; Fibroporiaceae
Exons: 5
Coding region: 1-858 (285 amino acids)
Biological process (GO): coenzyme A catabolic process
Molecular function (GO): acetyl-CoA hydrolase activity; coenzyme A diphosphatase activity
Source: RefSeq, a predicted model, not a curated record